UUUUUUUUUCAAAUUUUAUAACAGCGAAACAGAUCAACUGUACAAAAUAUGUGCUGUUCUUGGGAACCCAGAUAGCAUUAUUUGGCCAGAAGGGAUGGAACUUUCCUGCUUGAUGAACUUUCGGUUCUUUCAGAUUCCACCAGCCAAUCUAUCAGAAAUUAUUCCUAAUGCUAGCCUGGAAGCUAUUGACCUGAUCCAGCAACUCUGUUCCUGGGACCCCCAAAGGAGGCCAACAGCGGAGCAGUCACUACAACAUCCCUUUUUCCAUGUUGGAGCAUGGGUUCCAUAUCCUCUCAAGGAUCCUUUUCACCCAACAACUAGUCAAACUGGUAAGGUUUUGAUCACCAUCGGUAUUCCUGGAUUAUUUCUUUUAACCUAUAUAACAGCCACGGGACGCGCCACCUGA
This is a messenger RNA of Ananas comosus (pineapple), 406 nucleotides long. Its product is annotated as cyclin-dependent kinase F-3-like. NCBI's taxonomy places the organism in Eukaryota, Viridiplantae, Streptophyta, Magnoliopsida, Poales, Bromeliaceae. The record is from RefSeq and is a predicted model, not a curated record. The transcript is spliced from 4 exons. The coding region runs from base 95 to 406 and encodes 103 amino acids.